AUGGGUCACAAUUCAUGCAUUAAGAAGGAAUAUAAGGGACAACCUAAGUGCUACAAGUGUGAAAGAUUUGGGCAUUUGGCUAGGGAGUGCACUGCAAACAAAGGUGUGCAGAAAGCCAAUAAUGCAAGUCAAAUGAAAGUAGGAGGAAACUUGUUCUUUACAAAUUGUGCAAAUGAAGAAUGGUAUGUGGAUAAUGGUUGCAGCAACCAUAUGACUGGGAACAAGAAGUUGCUAAUCAAUAUAAACACAAAUGUGACAAGCAAGGUGCAGAUGCCAACAGGAGAACUUGUAAGCAUAACUAGUAUGGGUACUUUGGUACUUAACACAAGCACUGGUACAAAGUAUAUCAAAGAAGUCAUGUAUUUACCUGGUUUGAAAGAAAAUCUGUUGAGUGUGGGUUAA
This is a messenger RNA of Prunus armeniaca (apricot), 402 nucleotides long. Lineage: Eukaryota; Viridiplantae; Streptophyta; Magnoliopsida; Rosales; Rosaceae. The record is from the annotation of a GenBank genome assembly.